AUGGCUAGAGAAACUGAAGCGACCCCCAAGACACCAGGAGGUGUCGCGCGAGCUGCGCCAGGGCGUGUCUCGCCAGCGCGUGUGCCCUCAUCGGGGGACACGCCGGGAGUCGUCGAAGUACCGCCCGCUCGCGAAAGGAGCGAGGCAACCGACGACAAGAUCCUCGCGGCCCUCGCCGCAGUGACCGCCCGCCUGUCGAAGCUCGAGUCUUCACAGCGCGUCCGGGACGAAGAUGAGAGGAUGCUUGGAGCUGUCGAGAGCGGCAUGUUUGCAUCCAAGCUUGGAGCGAACAUGCGUGGACGCCCCAUGACCAUCGACGCGCUUAAGUCGCUGGAGGAGAAACCAGCAGCACAUCGCGCGCGGGAGCGCUGGCCAGAAAACGGUGAGUCGAUGUUCGCCUCUCUCGCACCGCCGCGUGGACAUCCGUCAGCCCAGCAUCGCAUGCCGGAACGAUCGGCCGAGCCCAUGGUCGCGCCGCGUCAAGAAGCUAUGCCACCAGCGAUCGGACACUACGGAAUGCCGAGCGCUAGUCAGAGAAAGCUCAACAUUCGCAAGUUCGAUGGGACGGAGCUUUACAAAGGGCUUGGGAGCGGGUUCUUUGACUGGGGACGCACCUUCAUGCGCGCUGUGAGCCUCGCUGAGGCGUCUUGCGGUUUCUCCUGGACGGAGGACGUGAAGGUGGACCUACUCGGGCAUUUCUUGGCUGGUACGGCGGAGCGCUACUACCACAAACAGGUCGACACUUGGUGGGUGCAGCAGCCAAGACUCGAGCACGUCAUGGAGCAGCUGCACCUAACGUUCAAGACGACCAUCACGGCGAGUCAGGCCAUGAAGCUAUUCAUGACAAGGAAAGAAGCAAGACGCACCUGGGCUGAGCACUUUCUUUACAUGGUGGCUGUCAGCGACGCGCGCGGUGGCGCCGACUCGCUUGUGCUCGACAACAUCGUCCAUCAUGCGUCGCCAGACCUGAUGAAUGUCAUGCGCGCUAAGUACGAUCCAACGCGGUCCGACUACCUGCGCCACGCUGAGGAGUUGGCGCACUUUGCGCAGUCUAUCGAGCUCGGCAGUGGCGCGGUUGGUCGCGAGGUCGUUGCGGCGCAUGUUGAGACGAAGCGUCAAGACACGCGAACGUGUUUCCGAUGCGGGAGGACGGGGCACGUCGUUUCCGAAUGCAAGGCAAGAGUUGUGUUUGAUGAUGAAACGACAAACACGAGUGUCAGCGGCGAUAUGGUACUUGCGCUCAUGGAGAAAGGGUCAGCGGCUCGCACGAAAGAAUCCAAAAGCAAGAAGAAAAAGAAAUCGCGAGGCAAAGCGGUUCGUGCGAAUAAAGUGCGAGCUGCGAACAACGCGGGCGGAUUCGUGCUAGCUGCAAAUGAUGCGAUUGGCAUCGAUCGAGGCGACUGGAUACUUGACAGUGGCGCGAGCAGGCACCUCGUGAACGAUGAGUCGCUGCUGAACGACUCGACCGCCUGCGUCUACGAGAUCGCCAUGGCAGAUGGGGAGUCACUGCGGCUGACGCGUGUCGGGAGUGUGCGCCUUGAGGUCCUCGCGCGCGGUGUGAAGGUGACUGUGACUCUGACAGAAGUCUAUCUUGCUCCACGUCUGGCGAAGAACAUCGUCUCGUACGGGAAGCUGGAGAGCAAAGGUUUUGCCCUCGUGUACGAUGGCAACAAACGAGCGCUAGCGCGGCGCAGCGACGGUACAGUCGUGUUUGACGUAGCGAUUGACAGUAACGUGUUAUACGUUAAGACGACAGCGACACGCGAGAGGCACAGAGCUGGAGAUGCGAUCGUGGCUGCGCUCGAAGCGCGCGCGAUGGAUGGUGAUGCGGAUGACAUGCACGAAGCCUCGCUGCUGCACUGGCACCAGAGACUUGGCCACCUCGCGUUCGAUACGAUCGAGCGUAUGGCGCGAGAUCCGUCAUCGGGUAUUCGAUUGACCAGCAACAAGCGCAUGGCAUGCGUAUCAUGCCUCGAGGGCAAACAGACGCGCAACACGCAGUCACAACAAUACAGCGGCACCAACUCGCCAAUCGACAGGAUCGGCGGCGUCAUCUGCUCGGACCUUAAGGGUCCCAUGACGCCGCAGGAUCGCCUCGGCAAUCGAUAUAUGGUGAACUUUAUCGACCAUAAAUCGAACUAUUGUCGAGUAUUCCUUGCGCGCACGAAAGACGCGGCGGCGAAGCAGUUUGAAGCCUUCCUCGUCCACUUUGAGAAGCUCUUCGGCUUCAAGGUACACGUUCUGCGGACGGACGGAGGAGGCGAGUAUGCAAACGUCGACUUGUUCUGUAAACGCACGGGUGUCGCACGCCAAGUGUCGGAAGCUCGCAACCAGGCAUCGAAUGGCAAGGCAGAGAGGAUGCACCGCACGGUGCUAAACCUCUCACGCAGCAUGAUGUUCGCGAGCGCGCUACCGUUGCAGUUCUGGGGCGACGCGGUGCACAUCGUCGUCUUUGGGUCGUCGUGUAGCGUCUACCGGGACCCGCGCAAGAGCUCGCUACAGCGGCGCUCUCAGACUGGCAUCAUCGUGGGCGUCAGCGAGGAGACAAAGGGGUACAAGGUUCUUCUCCAGCGAGAGAACAAGCGUGCGCUGGAAGUUGGCGAUCGAGCCGAUGGAGAGGCUGUAGUGGCGACCCGUGAUGACAAUAUACGAGCGCGAGAUUAUCGCGGUGCUCACGAGAAGAGUAAGAAGCCGUGGUCACGACAAGCGCACGGUACACGAAGCGCAUCAAAGCGCAAGCAAGCAGUUACGCGCCAGGAGGAGAGAUCUGCAAGCGACGAGGUGGUCAACGCAGCCUUCGAGCGCGACCCAUGCAACUAUGGCGAGGCCAUGCGGAGCUCUAAGCGCGCGGAGUGGCAGACGGCGAUGCAAGAAGAGAUCGCCGCUCUGGAGAGCAACGAUGUGUGGCGCGUGACGAAGCGUAGCCCGGGCGUGAACGCUCUUCACUCCAAGUGGGUCUUCAAGACCAAGACAGGGGCCGAUGGAGAGCUCGAGCGAUAUAAGGCGAGGCUUGUCGCAUGUGGCAAUGAGCAAGUGCUCGGCGUCGAUUACAACCUGACCUUUGCCGCAGUGAUGGACAUCUCGACGGCAAAGGUAGUGCUGGCGCUCGCAGCAACCUGGGGCGUGCCGGCCAAGCAUGGAGACAUCCCGAACGCGUACGUGCGUGCCGAGAAGGAAGCACAUCUCGACAUCUGCUUGCAGGUGCCACGCGGUAUGACUGUGUCAGAGAGCACUCUGCGCAAUGUUGGCGCUAUGCAUCCAGGCGAGGUCGUCUUGGAGCUGCGGAGAAGCCUUUACGGGCUGAAGCAAGCCGGGCGCCUCUGGAGCCAGUUGCUCCAUGCGCGACUCAGCGAUGCGGGGUACGUGCGCUGCGUGUCAGACAUGUGUCUGUACCACAAGCGCGACGGCGAAGAGCUGGUCGUAGUUGGCGUCUACGUCGAUGAUUUGCUGGCGACGGGAACGAGCGUCGCGGCAGUCGAGAGCUUCUUCGCGAGCCUGGCGUCGCUGUCAAUCAAGGAUCUCGGCCAUGUCCACAAGUUCCUGGGAAUGCGAGUGGAACUCGGGAGCGACGGCGCGUACCGCAUCGACCAGGAGGAGGCCAUCAAGGAGCUACUGCGUGCUCAUGGGAUGUGCGAUGCGAAUCCGACGAAGACGCCGAUUGGAGGUGACUGCUACGAGGUCGUAGGCGACGACGCCGCGCUUCUUGGAACAACGAGCACGGGCGGUGGUGCAACCAUCAACGCGUUCCAGUCCCUCGUCGGGAGCCUGCUGUGGGUCGCACGGUGCUCAAGGCCUGACAUUGCCUUUGCAGUGCAUAAAGCAACUAGGCAGACACAUGCGCCGCGGGUACUCGACUGGAAGCUCGCCAAGCGUGUUGCUCGGUACCUAAAGGGGACAGCGAUGCUCAAGCUCGAGAUGGCGCCAGAGCGAACGAGCCGAGACGCGCUGCGUCUCGAAGCCUAUAGCGAUGCCGACUUCGCGGCUGACAAAGCGGACCGGAAGUCACUAACUGGAGGCGUCGUGCUUCUAAAUGGGAUGGCGGUGUCAUGGACCGCGAAGAAACAGGGCGGAGUGAGUCUCUCGACGAUGGAGGCCGAAUUCGUCGCGGCGUCGGAGGUUGCGCGCGAGCUCAUUGGCUUGCACCAGAUGCUCGGAGAAGUGGGCAUGGCGCCGGUUGUCCCUAUGCUGAUGCACGUGGACAACCAGGCAGCCAUCAGUCAGAUCGAAGGCGAAGCCUCGUCGAUCAAGGCCAAGCACAUCGACGUGCGGCACAAGUAUCUGCGCGACCUCGCUCGUCGUGGGAUCAUCACGGCGCAGCACGUUCGAUCCGAACUGAUGAUAGCGGAUCUGAUGACGAAGGCCGUCGAUGCAAACAAGCUGGCGGCGCUGCGUAGCCUGAUGCGGCUCGAGUAA
This is a messenger RNA of Peronospora matthiolae, 4413 nucleotides long. The record is from the annotation of a GenBank genome assembly. Lineage: Eukaryota; Oomycota; Peronosporomycetes; Peronosporales; Peronosporaceae.